GACUUUGGAGUCGCUUUAGAGGAAGAAAAGAAGGGCUGGUCACUGCACAAAUGGCAUAAAAAUGUCCAACUCGGAUUACCUUCCCGACUACCCACUCAACUCAGAUUUAGUGAAGAGAUUAAAGUCUGCCCUGGAUGCCAAAGAUGAGGAGAGAGUGAGGGAUUUAAUCUGCACUGAAGUCACGCCUGUGGACGCUGUGAUAGAAUUGGCCAAUGACGACUGGAUGAAAGACCCCUCGGCUCAGCUGCCUACCGGCAUGCUGCUAGGGGACCUGGACCAUCUGAAGCCCCUCAUGGACCAGUUCUUCCAGGAUGCCAACGUGGUGUUUGAGAUCAAUAAGGAUGAGAUGGAAUGGCAGGUGAAAUCUCCAGCCACGUUUGGACUAUCAGGCCUCUGGACCCUGGAGUACAAGCGCGAGCUCACCACGCCCCUGUGCAUCGCCGCGGCCCACGGCCACACCGCCUGCGUGCGACACCUGCUCGGCCGCGGCGCAGACCCAGACGCCAGCCCCGGGGGCCGCGGCGCCCUGCACGAGGCCUGCCUCGGGGGCCACACGGCCUGCGUCCGCCUGCUGCUGCAGCACCGCGCCGACCCCGACCUGCUCAGCGCCGAGGGCCUGGCGCCUCUGCACCUCUGCCGCACGGCCGCCUCGCUCGGGUGCGCGCAGGCGCUGCUGGAGCACGGGGCCUCGGUGCAGCGCGUGGGCGGCACGGGCCGGGACACGCCGCUGCACGUGGCGGCGCAGCGCGGCCUGGACGAGCACGCGCGCCUCUACCUGGGCCGCGGGGCGCACGUGGACGCGAGGAACGGCCGCGGGGAGACGGCUCUGAGCGCGGCCUGCGGGGCGGCGCGGAGGCCCGACGAGCACGGGCGCUGCCUGCGCCUGUGCGCGCUGCUGCUGCGGCGCGGGGCGGAGGCGGACGCGCGCGACGAGGACGAGCGCAGCCCGCUGCACAAGGCCUGCGGCCACGCGAGCCACAGCCUGGCGCGCCUCCUACUGCGGCACGGCGCCGACGCGGGCGCGCUGGACUAUGGCGGGGCUUCGCCGCUGGGCCGCGUGCUGCAGACCGCAUCCUGCGCUCUCCAGGCCUCACCGCAGCUCACGGUGCAGGCGCUGCUCAACCACGGCUCGCCCACCGUGUGGCCCGACGCCUUCCCCAAGGUGCUGAAGACGUGUGCAUCGGUCCCCGCAGUCAUCGAGGUGCUUUUCAACUCCUACCCUCAGCUCUGCGUGUCAGAGUCCUGGAAGGAAAUGAUUCCUGAGGAAGUAUUCCAGAUGCACAAGCCGUUCUACCAGUCCCUCUUUGCCUUGGCCCAUACCCCACGCUGCCUGCAGCAUCUUUGCCGCUGUGCCCUUCGCAGACUGUUUGGCAAAAGGUGCUUUGACCUCAUCCCCUUGUUACCCUUGCCAAAGCCCCUGCAGAAUUAUCUACUUUUGGAGCCACAGGGUGUUUUGCACUGAAACGCAGAACGCUGCAACCAAUACUGUUGUUCUCCUCACUGCCCUUCCGUGGGCUGUGUGUUGAGGAGAGUGCCCUGAUGCAGAUGGAGGUGAUGGGAGUUCCCUUCCCACUUGCUCUCAGUGGGACUGGGUGAAGCACAGACCUUGCCAAGCUUCAGGUUCACCUCGAAAUGGAAUUGGCAACAAAAGCCCUUUCUGCCUCUCAGGGUCACUUGUGAAAAUCCAGUGAAAUCGUGACUAUCACAGCACUUGGUCUGGGAAAGUACCUUUCAACAACAGUUAAGCCAAAAGGUACAGUGAGUCCUCAGUUAAGAUCUUCGAUAGGUUCUAGGGAACCAGCUUUAAGCGAAAUGAGGUAUAACAAUGCCAGUUUUCCCAAGGUUGAUUGAUAUAAACAAGAGUGAUGUUCCUACAGCAUAUUUCUGGUCACAAAAAGAUCACCACACUUCUUAAUAAAGACCAAUACAAUUCUAAUAGUAAACAUUGAAAUAAAGGCAAGCUACACAUGCCUUUAAAAGAGAUUAAUAACAAGUAAGAUAAAUAUUUACCCAAUUUUUGGUGAAUCAGUAUGUGAUGGUGGUUGUCCUGCUGGUGGAUUAGAUCAAGGAAUAAAUGUUUGCAAAACGAACCUUGUCAGGAGCACCUCCUACCACCAUGAAGUUCAGAACAGUCACCAAUGUGGCAGGCUUGCUAGGCCCUCUCAUACCGCAUCAUUUAUUGUCAUGCAUUUGGAUGAUUAUUAUAUGCCUUAUGAAUUUUUACUUUACAAUAAUUUGUAUUCAUUCAUUCAUUCAUUCAUUCAUAUUCUAAUGUGCUUAUUCUAGUUCAGGGUCGUGGGUGGCCAGAGUCCACCCCAGCAACUCAGUGUGCAGGGCAGGAACCAGGCCUGGACGGGGUGCUGUUCCAUCGCAGGGUGCUCACACACCCCCACACCCACCCACCCACACACAACACUGGGACAAUUCAGACACGACAGCUCACCUCACCUGCUCAGCUUUGGGAUGUGGGUGGGAACUGGAGCACCCAGAGAAAACCCACACAGACAAUAGCCUUGGCCAGGAAUCAGUCUUGUUUCUUUUUUGUUUGGUUUUUUUUUUUUUUUUUGAGACUGGCGCAAUCUUGGCUCACCGCAACCUCUGCCUCCCAGGUUCAAGCGAUUCUCCUGCUUCAGCCUUCCUAGUAGCUGGAAUAACAGGCAUGUGCCAGCACGCCCGGCUAAUUUUUUAUUUUUAGUAGAGACGGGGUUUCUCCAUGUUCGUCAGGCUGGUCUCAAACUCCCGAUCUCAGGUGAUCUGCCCGCCUCGGCCUCCAAAGUCCUGGGAUUACAGGCAUGAGUCAUCACGCCCGGCCGAAUCAGUUUGGUUUCUUAUCGGUGUUAUAAUAAAAUGACAUUAAACAAAACAUUAUUUAAGGACC
Pongo pygmaeus (Bornean orangutan) is the source of this 2878-nucleotide messenger RNA. It is a transcript of the gene ASB18, whose product is annotated as ankyrin repeat and SOCS box containing 18. Bases 62 to 1462 code for a protein of 466 amino acids. The record is from RefSeq and is a predicted model, not a curated record. Gene Ontology annotation, biological process: intracellular signal transduction. The transcript has 6 exons. NCBI's taxonomy places the organism in Eukaryota, Metazoa, Chordata, Mammalia, Primates, Hominidae. Gene Ontology annotation, cellular component: cytoplasm. Gene Ontology annotation, molecular function: protein binding.